AUGGCCUCUUCAUCCGCUGAGGGUUUGGCCCGCCUCUUUUUGGCCCGCCUCCCGCCAGGUGAACAGCCUGCUGCAGUGGACGCCGUCAUCACCGACCUGUACGAGCGCACAACAGCGCGCCAUAUCGAUUUCCCGUCCGCAAUUUUGUCUGCCGAACUGUCUGCUGAGCUGUUGAAAAAGUGUCCUGAGACGAGCGAGAAAAAUGCAUCAGCCGCUCGGUUAGGCCGUGUGUUGAUGGAGAUUAUCAACAACACUGCAUGCGAUGACAUUCCUUCUGACCUUGUCCAACUUUGUAUUCGCCACUCAUCGCUGGCCGGCCAUGUCUUUACCGAGGCCACCCUUUUCCUUGCCCAGACCUCUGCUCGGCUUAGGAAUGAAAGCGCCCUCGCUGCCCCAUCGUCAGCCAUCAGCUGGACCACUCCCGUGAUCUCGCCGGAGCCCGCUAACAGCAAUGACCAAGACGGCCGCACUGUCCUUUAUCUGACCUUUCUUAAGCUUUUCUUCUGGUCCGAUGCUGCUUGCACCGUUUCUGUAGAUCUCCUCCAAGCUCUGCUUGUUCUUCUAGGCGCCCGUUCUGAAAAGCUGGCACACGCAAGCAGAGAUUGCCUUGCCGCUGCUUUUCACAGUCUUCAUACUGGCAAAGCCGUUCUCGACGAGACCUAUAAAGCCGUCUCAGGAGUGUUCGGCCCUAUAAGCAUCCCCGUCGGAGAAUUCAUAUGGAGCCGAAUCACCGACCUGCUCUCUACCCCGGCUGAGCUGGGCUACUGGCCUUCUGCGUUCCAUAUCUGGUUCCGAUGGUUUGCACUCAAGGGAGAUCUCGGCCCUUCACGUUCGAUCUUGACGCAGCAUCAGUACUGGGACUUCUUGCAACUAGGCUUGCGGGAAGGUUUCUCCGAGCAGCGAAAGUUCUGCUUGCAUAUCCUGACAGCAUCUGUUCGUCUGGCCAUGGCUGAAGGUGAGGAUCUUCAUCCGUAUGUCGCAGGUGCUACACAACCCGGCUUCGAGACCGACUUCACCAGGUAUUGUACGCUCUUUGAGACCAUCAUCCUUGGAAGGUAUCUCAAUCAAGUCGAGGAAUGCAUGCCGGAUCUACAGAACUUGGCUUGGAAAUCAAACAUACAUCCUACAUGGAUCAUCACCCUCCUGCGAGCUUCUCUCCGCUCCGGAGUUCAGGACGGCAUUCGCAAGCUCAUCGGCACCAGGCUUUUGCACGGCCUCAUCCCAGUGCCGAAUUCGGCUUCUGAUGCCUACCAGGGACUUCUUGCAUCAGCUUUUCUGCCUUGGGCCACGCAAGGCUUCCUUUUCACGGCGAGUCUCCGACGUCACGGCCAGCACGUUCGCUGUGAACACGGCGAGAGUCUAAAUUCUUUCAUCUCUCAACUUCUCAACAACUGCGCAGAUGACGAGUCCCGGCAAACUUUUGCAAGGGCCAUUCUCUCCUUCAUCCAUGAGAGGGGCCAGUACUUCUUCCAGCAUGCACUUCCCUACUGUUUACAGGGAAUCAUCGAUGGGUUUGCGCGAGAAGGUGGGGUCAGGACCAAGCUGGCAGUCGAAGACAUUCCCUUACUUGUUAAAGUGGCAACCCGUUCUGGUCUUCCCGAGGUUGCGCGCGAUUUCUCCACUGCUGCAGCAUCGGUCCUUAUCGAAGAGGCCGCUUCGGACCAUCCGGAGCUUUUGGAUACAACGCCUGGCUAUCAGCUUUUGAAACAACGCUGGCAUGAUGUUCGCAGUCAGAAUGAUGCUGAGACUGGACCCGCUCUCGAUAUUGGCAGGCUCAGCUUGGAUGCCGAAAACAAGGCAUCCCUCAAGUCAUUCGUGCAGACACUACGCGACAGUAAAUACCGUUGCCUACAGGGUGACGGACUUCUCGCUGCUUGUCGCCACUUGGUCCAAGUAGUCCGUCAAAAGAGCGACUUGGAUUCCGAAGACUUGCAUACCUCGCUAGAAGCGAUAUGGGACGAAAUGGAAACACAAGAAUACCCAAGACCUUCUCUCAUGCUGCUUCCGGAGAUUUUCUACCACCCGAACUGCCUUCGUGCAGCGUCGGAAGAAACACGGUCCCUCUUGGCCCGGGCAUUGCCCGACUUUCACACCUUCGCUGAGGGAAGAAUCUAUGUCUUACCACCGCUGGUCAAGGCACUUCGAAGAGCUUACUUCCAUGUUCCAGAGAUGGCCAGCUUCUUACCGAUGGAGGAAUUUAUUGUCCGCUUCGCUGAUCACCCACCAACGGCAAAGCUGGAAUUCUUGAUGGAGGCCGCCGUGGCCGAGAAACUGGCUGAAAUAGUCCCGCACCGUACAUACACCUCAUACUACGGCCCAGGGGAGUCUCAGGGAUAUGCUGCUAUGUUCGAUCUACUCAACAGGAUUCCCAUAUCCGACAACGCGUUUGCCAGGCGAAUUCUCGAUCAAGUCCUGAAGCCCUGGGUAAACCAGAAGAUGCCGAUACCUAUGGUCAGCAAGUGGAAAGCCACAACGCAGGUGCAAACAAUGUUGCUACUGUCUCAGAACUGCUUGGCUGCCGCGCCAAAGGAGGAGGUUGCACUAUACCUGCGAAAGUUCACAAAGAUCCUCUCGAUGGAACCGCUGCCUCGGUAUCGUUUCCUUUGGGAGUGGAUGAUUGCUCGGAUCUACGUACGUGAACCUGAACAACGCAAAGAGCUGCUAGAAGUUCUCGGAAGCGAUGAUCAUACGAAUCCGAAACACUUGGCUUCGGUAAUGAAAAUAGCGGUAAUGGUAGCCCGCCUCCCAGACUCGGACGAGGAGUUUGCGCACAAGCUCAUGACAUUCCUGAUCCCGCUAUCGGCAAGCCCGAAGAUUGUCAUCCGGCACGAAGCUCAAUGGUCGUUCCCGCCUCUUUGGGACCAUGCGGAAGCCUCUGGGUGGACGAGGGUGACGAGCAACCCUGCCUUUUCAGCUCUGAAUACUCACAUCAGGUCCCUCGACAAGUACUCAACACCUCCGCCACAACGGACGCUUGAAUGGCUGGACCCGAUCAAGGACCACAGCCUGGUUCUUCUGUUCGGCGGGAGAUACCUUGAUUUCGAUCCGGCGGAGGCUCGGCUCGUCUCGGCUGAUGAUUUCAAGGCUGUAUGGGCGGAGGAUGAGCAAGGAGAUGACUUUCCACCUCCGCAGAUGCCCCUAGGAGAGGAAAAGGCGGGGAAGGGGGCUGGUAACUCGGUAGGCGAAGCGAAGGACUGGGUUUCAGCAGCGAUUGGGGCGGACGAGACUGUCGGCUUUCUGCAGACCAAGGGUAUGGCAUGGCAGGAGGCCCUGCUCGCCUCGCCGGCGGCGUCAUCGACGCGGCCCAGCACGCCUUUGGUUCUUGUCGGAUCUUUGAUCGACAAUGCCUAUAACCUUGGCGGGCUUUCGAGAGCGGCAGAGAUCUUCGGAUGCGCUGCGAUGUACAUGCGGACUCUGGAUACGCUGAAGCACAAGGACUUUACCUCGGUGUCGGUUUCUUCACACUCGCACCUCCCGAUUCAUGCCCUGCCGCCAGCCGAACUUCCCGAGUUUCUGCGGGCACUGAAGGUAGACGGAUACAAGGUGGUAGGUGUAGAGCAAACGGACCGAAGCCUUGUGCUAGGUGCUCCAGGCAGUGAUCUGCCGGAGAAGUGUGUGCUGGUGAUGGGGAGCGAAAGAGAGGGCAUUCCCGGAACAGUGCUGGCAGAAUGCGAUAUUUGCGUUGAGAUCCGACAGGUCGGCGUGACCAGGAGUCUGAACGUGCAGACGGCAGCGGCGAUUGUGUUGUACGAGUAUCAGCGGCAGCAUUACGGGAGAUAG
This is a messenger RNA of Lasiodiplodia theobromae, 3780 nucleotides long. Its product is annotated as tRNA/rRNA methyltransferase SpoU. The record is from RefSeq and is a predicted model, not a curated record. The transcript is spliced from 2 exons. Gene Ontology annotation, molecular function: RNA binding; tRNA (guanine) methyltransferase activity. Gene Ontology annotation, biological process: tRNA methylation. NCBI's taxonomy places the organism in Eukaryota, Fungi, Ascomycota, Dothideomycetes, Botryosphaeriales, Botryosphaeriaceae. Bases 1 to 3780 code for a protein of 1259 amino acids.